Messenger RNA from Trichogramma pretiosum, 3030 nucleotides. RefSeq names its product differentially expressed in FDCP 6-like. Bases 657 to 2276 code for a protein of 539 amino acids. The record is from RefSeq and is a predicted model, not a curated record. NCBI's taxonomy places the organism in Eukaryota, Metazoa, Arthropoda, Insecta, Hymenoptera, Trichogrammatidae. The transcript is spliced from 7 exons. Gene Ontology annotation, cellular component: nucleus; cytoplasm.
UGCUGAGUAGUCGCGCGAGAUCGCAACGCAGAGGCAGUUCUCUCUCUCUCUCUCCGUCUUCGCUUUCAGUCAGCGCGAAUCAUCGCGCGCGCGAGCAGUUCUACCGUGUAGGUCAAUUUUUCGUCGUCGUUCGUUCGUUGUUGUCGAAUUCCGCAUUCGACAUCUUAUUUCGCGUGUACGCGUGUGAGUGUGCAUCAGGGAACUCGAUUUUGGAGCGGACCUGCCGCGAAGGAGAAAAGUCUCGACUUUGGCAGCGGUGUAUAUUAGAAGGCAUUACGUAGUGUGCGUGUGUCGGCGCGGCCUCGAGUGUAGUCUCGAGGUGAAAUACACCUGUUGCUCGCGCGCACCGACUCUAUACGUAUAUACGUAUUAUUAUUAUUACCGCUGUAUCCAUCGCGUGUUGUAUACUCUACUAUAUCGCAACACCGUGCAUCCUUUGACAUUAUACAUACAUACAGUGAGAUACAUAUACAUACAUACAAGUGUACAGUGUGCAAACUCGCGAACGAGAAUCCGCAGUGUUGUUGUGAUUUUUCGGCAUUGAAUAUCCGCAAGGAGUAAAAGCAAAAGAAGAGCAUCCCUCGAUGCUCCAGCUCGCGUGACCUAGUGUGCAGUAUAUACGGUUCGAGAUCGUCAUCGUCGUCAUCGUCAUCAUCAUGGCACAAGUCGUGAAGAAUUUGACAAACAGUAUCUGGCACGCGUUCAACGCCCUGCAGCUGGAGAAUCAAGUGGGCGCCGUGGCCAAAUCCAAAUUGAAGGUUCUGACGGCCAACAUCGGCACGCUGCUGGACCUCUACGGAGUCGAGAAAGGAUUGGAGCACUACAGAAGCACGUCCACUCUCACUUUCGAGCACUUUAUCUUUUAUCUGCAGAAAGAGGUCUUUUCCUCGUUGACGGAGUCCACCACGAUGGAGACGUGCAGAAACUUGGAGAAGGGCGUCGACGAGAUAUGCUGGCUCGUCUGCAGAAAGCAGUAUCUGGACAGAUCGAAUCCACUGUACACGGACGCCAGCGUGUACCAGCUAUUCAGGAUAUUUUGCCUGCUCGCCGAGGUGGAAACCGAUACACUGGAAGGCGGCUACAUCGUAACUAUGCACAGCGACGAAGUGGCUCGAAUUGCAUCGCAGUUGGCAUCGUCGCUAGGUUUGUGCUGGGAUCCCGCUGACUUUAAUGCACUCUCAGCGGCUAUCGGAACUUUCAGAUUCUCGACCUUCUUGGCGGUCUUGGAAUCGAAGUACAGCGGCGACGGUAAUUUGGACAUCGACGGAGUUAUCGAGGCCAUAGAGGACCUGUAUCAGACGUACGUCGAGGACGUAAUCAAGAAGGGCUACCUGAUGAAGAAGGGCUACCUCCUGCCGACCCUGAAAGGCUUCUGGUUCGUGCUGCGACCGGGCGAGCUCGCCUACUACAAGGACUCGCAGCAGAAGGAGGCCGCGGGCACGAUCACGCUCGACGGUAAUUCGUGGGCCGACUCGGCCGGCACGAGCGGCGGCCACGCCAAGCCCGAUCGGCGAUUCGUUCUGUGCACGCCCGAGCACAAGUGCAUCGAGCUCGUCGCCGAGGACCAUCGCGGCCGGCUCCAAUGGCUCGCGGCCCUACAGAUCGCCGUCGAGCACGCCGGCGAGCGGGUGAGCUAUCAGCGCGGCCUCGCCAUGCGUCGACGCUCGGCCCGGCUGGCCUGCAAGCAGGAGCGGGAGGAGACGCGCCAGGAGCUGCUGCAGGAGCGACAGGCCCGCAUAGCCGCCGAGAUACAGGCGCGCAAGCUCGAGGCCCUGUCCAAGCGGGAGGGCGCCCGCGUACAGGAGCUCGAGGACGUCAAGCUGAGGCUCGAGGCGCUGCUCGAGGAGGAGAAGCUCGCGCUCAGAGACGAGGAAAUAGUUCGGGGCCUUCAAGCGCGAGUUUUGAACGAGGAGUGGGAGAAGAGAGAACAACUGGAGAGGCUGCAGCAAGAGCAAUUGAAGCUGCUCGAGAUGGAAAAAAUGAAGCGGAUCGAGUUCGAAACGAAGCAGCAGGAAAACGAGAGGCAAUUAAAAGAGGCCAAGAUGCGGCUGCAGCAGCUCGAGCACGAGAAAGAGAAUCUCGACGCGGAGCUACGUGCGGCCCGCGAAAAGGUCAAGAGAGCCGAGGAGGCGCAAAUUAUUUUGGAAACUCAGCUCGUCGCGACGAGGCCAAAGAGUGGCGAAAGAAUCAUCAGGCGAUCGCAGAGCUUCAUACCGACGACGAAAGAGCGGCCGUUACUGGUCGAGGAGAGGCUGCUCUUUCGGAAAAAUUUCUGAUCGCGACGCGACGUGACACGUCAUUAUUAUAUAUUAUUAUAUGAAUAAGAGGCGGGGGCGCGCGCGCGCGCGCGUGCCGCAAGAUAUCGCCGCGCGCAAAAUACAUGUAGACUCGCGUGUGCGUGUGCUUCGCAUUGCAACACGCAUGCAGGGCGUCCAUUUAGACACACGGUAUAUAUUUUUAUAUUUAACUUUUUUCGUUAUUAUAUAACGCGCAGAAUAAGUCUGAACCCUAGCUUUUUACGUCAGGAACGUGAGGAAAUGUGUCAUAAAUUUAAGGCGAGUCAGAGUGAAAGUAGUAGUAAACGCGACUCGAUCUUACGCGAACACGAAUUAUUCAAUCAAAUAUUAUAGAAUCGUAAAUAAUUAAUAAAUGUUCCUGAACAGAGUAUCUUGCCUUAUUUAAGGAGAAGAAAGAAAUUAAUCGAUUGUUUUGUUCUUUUAUUAUUUUUUAAUAUCUGUAAGGUAAUUAAGUAUAUUUUAUCACGAGAUCGAAUGCCAAUGAAAAAGCAUUUUCACGCAUAUCAUAAAGACAGUUGUCAAUUAACUCGCAACGAACGAAUUAUCAAUUUUAAGAUUGUUAUGUCUACGACGUAUUUUCUAAUGUUUUUCUUUGUUACAAACUUAUAUAUAAAAAAAGUGUUGAUAUUUUAUUUAUUAUUAUCGUUUAAUUUGAAAGUGUAUAAAAAUUACAUUAUUUAUAAAUGCAUUUGUAAGUCACGUUAUUUUUAGAAUAGAAAAAAAAAAGUUUAUA